UAUAUAUACACCUGGUGUAUAAUAUAAGUAAUAUAUGGAGGACUUCCCACUAUCCGUGCGUCACAAGUACAAAACUAAAUCAAUCAACGAACACUGAGCCUAACGUACGCAUUUUGAAACCGUUCGUUAUUUUACUGCAACAUUUAAGACGAGAACCCUCGAGAUGUGAAUGAUGGCAGACCAAAAAUUAAAAGAAAGUCCAACUCAUGAAAUAACAACCUAUAUAAACAUUGAAAAUGCUAAAAUUGGUGCAUUCUUUCUUAUUAUUGGAUUUACUAUCUAUCAUGGAUCUAUCAACAUAAGAUACGGAAGUGAUUCAUGUAAGUGGUUGCUAAGUGAUGGAAGGUUCCAGGGAUAUAAUGCAUGGCAACCAUAUGGGUGCAUGAUGCACAAAUAUACAAAAAGCAAUUCAAGAGACUGCAUGCACUAUAUAUCUUACUGGGGUGGCAAAAACCACUUUGUGUUCCUUGGGGACUCGCGGAUACGUCAACUCUACACAAAGUUUGUCAGUGAGCUCAGUCAGGAUGAAGAGAAAGAGGUGGAAGACCCAGAGCAUCCUGUACAUCGUGACAUGCAUUUUGAGGACAAUGCUAUCAAUUUAAAAGUGGAUUUCCUAUGGCAGCCUAUGGUCAACAAAUCUAUGUAUGAAAUAUACCAGGAAUGGGGAAGGGUAGAAUCAAGGAAACGUCCAAAUGUUGUCGUCACAGGCAGUGCAACGUGGAGUAUCAAGCAAAAUAAUGGAAGUAAGACAGCUUUAGAAAACUUCAAAAUGAACAUGACAUUCCUGCACAGGUUAUUUCCAAAACUGGGCAACAAAACCAACAUUUACUGGAUGUUACAAGAUCCUGUGAUAGAAAGUAAGCUAAGUAGCAAUAGGUCAAUGCUCACCAACAGACAGAUAGAUGAGUAUAACAGGGCCACCCUACAUACACUCAGGGAUACCAACAGUAAAGCAACACUCUGGAGUUCCUCUCGAUUAGUAGCCCAGGGCUACAACAGAGAUUCAGUUGAUGGGCUUCAUCUUGGACCUGUGGCACUUAAUAUAGAUUUUCAAAUGCUGGUGAACAGGUACUGCAACGACCAUAUGAACUAUAAUGAUGGAACAUGCUGUAGAAGUAUGGAACCAAUCACUGUCGUUCAACUUAUUACUGCUAGUGUAUUUGGCUUGAGCAUCCUGAUAUCUGCAGUGCUUGUGAUUUAUCAGCGUAAAUAUAAUCGUAGAAGUGGUGCUAAGGCUCGGGCAGGUGUUGAAGGUCCUGAUGCCACUAUGAUAGAGAAUGGUAAACGUAAGGUUCUAGAAGCUCCAACGAUGAAAGAGAGCAAGUCCGAGUUGUUUAAUAACUUCUACACCAUCAGCACUUCUAUAGCGAAGCUUGGAAUCAUAAUGGCAUACAUAUUCAUAUGUGACAGGACCAAUUUUUUCAUGAAAGAGAACAAGUAUUACACCCAUGUCAACUUCUUCUUGCCAUUUUCCUACUUCAUGAUCCUUGGAUUCUUCUUCACUGAUGACACUGACCAGACAAGUAUAUUACACAGAGACCAGACUGAUGAGUGGAAGGGGUGGAUGCAGCUAGUGAUCCUUAUAUACCAUAUAACAGGGGCUAGUGGGCAAAUCCCCAUCUACAUGCAGGUUAGAGUUCUUGUGUCCUCUUACCUGUUUAUGACAGGAUAUGGCCAUUUUAUUUAUUUCUGGAAGAAAGGGGACUAUGGAUUUGUUCGUUUUUGCUCAGUGAUGUUCAGGAUGAACCUGCUAGUGAUAGUUCUCUGCUUUGUCAUGAACCGACCCUAUCAGUUCUACUACUUUGUUCCCCUCGUUUCAUUCUGGUUCAUGGUGGUCUAUGUUGUUAUGGCGAUAUGGCCUCAUGUCACAGAAAAAUCAACAUUAGAAUAUAAACGGCACUACUUCUACAUGGUGGCAAAAUUUCUAAUUGUGGUCACAGCCAUGUCACUGCUGUAUGCUUCAGAGCUUGUAUUUGAGAAGAUAUUCCUUGUACACCCUAUAAAGUCAUUAUUUGUUUCCUCUGAUGACUCCAUACACGAGUGGCAUUUUCGUUGGUGGCUUGACAGAUAUAGUGUUACAUAUGGUAUGGGCUUUGCUUUUGCCAUAAUCCUUUUAAAAAGAUUCAAGUUUAUAGAUGACAGUCACAGAGACAGUUUGUUUUCCCCAGCUGUAUCAUGGUCACUAGCAGGUCUCUCAGUUUUAGGACUAGGGGGUUAUGCAGUGUUUACAAGUCUAUGUAGAUCAAAACAGGAAUGCAACAAUGUCCAUGCAUAUAUAUCAUUAAUACCAAUUAUCUCAUUUGUGUUGCUAAGAAACAUCCCAGGGUGGCUCAGGACUAGAUACAGUUCAUUCUUUGCAUGGUUUGGAAAAAUAUCUCUUGAGUUGUUUAUAUCGCAAUAUCAUGUAUGGCUAGCUGCAGACACUCACGGUGUGCUUGUGCUUAUUCCAAGCUACCCAGUACUAAACAUUUGUGUGACAUCAUUCAUAUUCGUGUGUGUUGCUCACGAAAUCUCAAAACUGACAGGGGUACUGGCUAAAUAUGCCGUUCCUAAAGACUGGAAAUCACUGUUAAGGAACUUGAUUAUUUUCCUGGCGAUUCUGUCACCAAUAGCUGCAACACAUGGAGUAUUAGGAUUUUAGUGGAUUAUUAAAGUGGGACAUGUGGCUUUAUUAAGGAUUAUAUUGUAUAUUUCUACACCACCGUUGAUUAAAGGCUAUUUAUUUACACAGUUCGUGGAUCAAGGAUGGUAAUCCCUGAGUUCAUGAAUAUAGGAGGAUUUACUCCCAUGGUUCAUAAUUCAAGGAAUUUUUUUAUGGAACAAAGAAGAUUUCAUAGAAAGAUAUUGUAUAGUAAUAUAAUUGAUGGAAGCGACUGUGAUAUAGAGAAGUACAGUGAAGUGUUUAUUGGUGAUAUCAUGAUAAGUUUAAUAUUACAAUGCAAUACUAUUAUAUGGAAUUCAUCAGGAUCUGAGCUCAAUAUCUUAUUCCAUAAUUUAGACAUUUGAUUGGUACAUUAUUAUUCAAAAUAUAUCAAAAGCUGUACAUGUAAAAAAAUUAAUUUGAUUGAGGUAUAUCUGUUAAAUCAGAAUCUCAGACUCGAACAUUCAAUGACAUGUUUGAUAAUUAUGGGCUGUGUAUAUUGAAAAAUUCAGUUUAGGGAACUAUUUUGAGUAUUAAUUGCAUUUCUAUAAUUUAUAUAGAGUUUAUGUUAUAUUUUAAGCCCUAUAAAUCACCCUAUGUGUACAGAGCAAUGCACUACAGUAUUUAAUUUACUUUUUUUGAAUAGGUGGCACCAAGCCCAAGGAACAUACAUGUAUAACAAAUAAAGGGUGUAGUACUACGUAGUCA
This is a messenger RNA of Owenia fusiformis, 3349 nucleotides long. Lineage: Eukaryota; Metazoa; Annelida; Polychaeta; Sabellida; Oweniidae. The record is from the annotation of a GenBank genome assembly.